Molecule: messenger RNA, 2457 nt
Organism: Linum tenue
Lineage: Eukaryota; Viridiplantae; Streptophyta; Magnoliopsida; Malpighiales; Linaceae
Source: the annotation of a GenBank genome assembly
GUCAUAAAUAUAAUCCUUAAAUAAACCAAACCAAAACAUACAUCUGUAUGUGUGUGUCUGUAACCGCAUUGCCAUUCCCAAAUCGGCGCCAUCUUCUUCUUCCUCCUCUCUCAAUCUUUACGUGAAUGUUCUUAUCCCUCCUGUUCAUCAAUCCAACGCCAAAGAACCGUCGAGAAUCGGUUUCAAUUGGGUCGUAAUCGUGUUCUCAUCAUCCCCACAAACCCCAACAUCAAAGGUGGGGUGCACACAAUUCAGAUUCAAUAAUGAUCCACAAUCGGCUGCCGCCGACCCCGACAGCGACGAAGCACAAGGCCGACGACAAGCCGUUUCAAUUCAUCUCCAUCGUCGGGAAAUCCCUCAUCCUCCUGUUCAUCCUGUCCUUCAUCUCAAUCGGCCUCUACACCGCCUUCUACGACCCCAAGAGCGGCGGAAUCACCCCCACCGCCGCCUUGCACCGCCUCCACUCCUCCAUCGCCCGCAACAACGCCGCCGCCGCCGACCACCGCCGUCGGGACCCUAAUAACAACUCCCCGACCAACCUCUCCCACCUUCUCUUCGCCCUCAGCGGCUCCAACGACACGUGGGACGACCGCAGCAAGUCCAAUUCCGUCUGGUGGUCCCCCAACCGAACCCGGGGCUUCGUCUGGCUGGAGGACGUCCAACGACCCGACUCCUCACCCGCCCCGAACUCCGCCCCGACCCGGGUCUCCUCGCCCGAAUGGACCCGGUUCGGGUUCUCCAGCUCCCGACCCGCCGUCCGGAUCGCGCGGACGAUCACCGAUAGCUUCGGCCUCAAACUGCCAGGUGUACGGUGGUUCGUGAUGGGCGACGACGACACCGUCUUCUUCCCGGAGAAUCUGGUCUCCCUGCUGGCUAACUACGACCACAACGAGAUGUGGUACAUCGGCGGGAACUCCGAAAGCGUGGAGCAGGCCGUGAUGCACUCCUACGAGAUGGCGUUCGGCGGCGGCGGGUUCGCCAUCAGCUACCCUCUCGCCGAGCUCCUGGUGGAGAAUCUGGACCGUUGCCUCGAGCGCUUCCACUAUUUCUACGGCUCUGAUCAGAGGAUCUGGGCCUGUAUCACCGAGUUAGGUGUGGGCCUCACCCCUCACCGUGGAUUUCACCAGAUGGACAUCAGAGGGAGUGCAUAUGGGCUACUGGCAGCGCACCCAAUGGCGCCAUUGAUCUCCCUGCACCAUCUCGGCGCAAUGGACCCACUCUUCCCCGGUCAGGACCACUUGGCCUCGGUGAGGACACUCUACCGGGCGUAUAAGGCAGACCCUGCUAGGAUACUGCAGCCAUCCUACGGCUACGACCACCACCUCAACUGGUCGGUCUCCAUCUCGUGGGGCUACACCGUCCAGCUCUACCCGAACCUGGUGGCUGUCCACGACCUGCAGGUACCGCUGCAGACGUUCAAGACGUGGAGGACUUUCAGCGAGGGUCCGUUCACGUUCAACACGAGGCCCACGGGGCCUGACCCGUGCUCCAUCCCAAUCGUGUUCAUGCUCGACAAGGUGCAGAGCAUCGGGACGUGGGGGACAUUGACGGUUUACAAGAGGAUGGAGCCGGCGGUGAAAUGUAGGAGACCCAACUUCAUUCGGGCUAUGUCGGUGCACAGAGUGGUCAUCUCGUCUGUCGUAAUGGAGCCCGAUUACUGGUCUAAGGCGCCAAGAAGGCAAUGCAGUGAUCUUGUGAAUGGUGGUGGAAGAAUGAGGGGUGAGACUCUGCAGAUAAGGGUUAGAAGGUGUGGGGAUAGGGAAAUUGUUAGCACUGUAGAGUAGACUAGAGGCGGCAAGCUGAGUUCUUUCGUGGGCAAAUGGUUGUUCGGAAAGAACAGAUGAAGCGACGAAAGGAGAGUAGGGUGAAUAUAUAGUAGAAAAAUUAUUAAUAAGAGGUGCUCAAAUGUGUAGAAUUAUGUUGGAAACACGUUUUCUAAGGAAAACGAGUUUCUAUAUUAUCAUUAUUAUUAGGUUUUAUUAAAUAUGGUUAGUAGUCUUCUAGUAGAAUUAGGUUUAUUCUUAGGGUUUUCUAGUAUUUCCCUAUAUAUAUGUACUUUGGGUCAUUCGUCAGAUUAAGCAGAAAUUAAUAAGAAAAGUCAUCUCCCCAAAUCCCUAAUCUUCUCUCAAUCUCGUCUAUCUUUCUCUCUAAAGGUUUCGGCCAUUCUAUCUCUAUUCUUCCCCAAAUUCUCUUCUCAAAUUCCUAAAUCCCCAAUUCUGUUCUAUAAACCCUAAAUUCCCAAUCUCUAGAUCUGAUCAGGAGACCCGUAGGAAAGUUGUUUCCUACAAAUUAUAGCAAACCAAUUGUGCUCCAGAUUCAUGGAAUGUGGAAACAGUAGCAGUAUAACUAUUCACCCAGUUUCCUCCCCUGAAAUUGUUACUGGACAGACAGGUGCUCAAUGACUGAUGGCUGAUAUUGGAAAGGUGGAAAGGCAAGCUUUUUCUUGCAUCUUUAAAA